Messenger RNA from Candidozyma auris, 1434 nucleotides. RefSeq lists its product as uncharacterized. Bases 1 to 1434 code for a protein of 477 amino acids. The transcript has a single exon. Gene Ontology annotation, biological process: maintenance of rDNA; regulation of exit from mitosis. Lineage: Eukaryota; Fungi; Ascomycota; Pichiomycetes; Serinales; Metschnikowiaceae. The record is from RefSeq and is a predicted model, not a curated record.
AUGGCCAAACGUUUCCUGCGAAGAGUCUCCCUCCUGGAGAGGAUCAAGGCUUACCCGCUUGAUCUUAUAUUGGCCUUAAACGAAGCUGCCGUUUCUAUAGAUUGGGACGACUACGUCCAUACCACGUUACCCUUGGGAGUUGCUCUAACUACGGUGUUUACGUUGCUCUGCAAGCUUGCGGAUCACCAUAAGAACGUGAAAUUCCGAAGAUCAAAUGACUUGUUUCGUGCUGACAAAAGUGUCUAUCAACAAGUGAGACAGAGAGCCAUCACGGGAUCGUCUGAUCCCAUUCAAUACCCAAAGGUGGCGACUGAUGUGACGGCAAGUAGCAAAUGGAUGUGGUUGGUCAAUGGGUUGCUUGCGAUUCUUGCAGCAACUUCUGUGAUCAAUGCAAUUGUCGUGUUCUGGCUCUCGAACCGUGAGUACACAUUGCUCAAUUCCUCUACGAAUGCUGCUAAACCAAAAGCUUCGAAUGUCUCGAAGCUGAGCGUUUCCAGCUCUACAGAUAGAGGAAUCUUUGGCAAGAUACUCUCUUACUUCGAGGAGAGUCUGCGAAUGAUGUCUGACGAUGAAUCUGACGAGGAAGAUACCACUUACAACUUUGAUUUUGUGGAAAAGGAUGUGUGGGUGUUAAAAGUAUGGGACCCUUCCUCAUUCCAAUUGUACUUACUGGCGACCUUCUGUCCAGUCACAUUGCUAACCAUAAAACUACUGAUCGGCUCAGCGUUCUGGAAGAUUGUUUUGGUCAUCUUGGCUUACAGCUCAGCACUCUACUUUUUUGUCUCCAAAUUCUUGAUGCUUGUGGGAGACAAGCAGAUCAUCUAUCAGGAGACCUUCAAUGAGUAUAACAAGAAGUACGUGAUUCCGAAAACCUCGGUCUUGAGAAAGAACGCCAUUGUCGAUGCUACCUAUGGCCCGAUGGCUGCUUCGUCGAUGGUAGUCCAUGACGACAGGCGUGGUCACUUGCAAAACGAGAAUGCAUUCUACACGCACGACAUACAGGGGAACAGAAUAAAGGGUGUUCUUGCUGAUAAGCAAUUUUCGUCUCGUUCCGUAUCUCCAUCAAGGGAUAUUCAUCGUACCACUCAAAACGGGACCUUCAGAAGGAGCAACCGCGAUACCUCAUUUGCUGACUUGUAUACCUCCACCAGAGAUCGCCAUCCCGACGAAGAUACGUGGAUCACGUCUUCAACGCCGUUUAUGACUCGGACGGGUCACGAUUCCUUUAUUAGGCCACAAUCUCCAAGACACUCACCUCUCAAAACUCCCACACGGCUUUCCAUGAACCAGAGAACUCAGCUCUCACCAUCUCGCAUGUCUCCUACGAGAAACUUUUACACACCCUCGCAUCGGGGCUCGCCUUCUCCAACACACCGCUCCAGGUCGAGUUCCCCACAACGGAGUUCGUCUCCGUCGAAGAGACCAUGGCAAUAA